Fraxinus pennsylvanica is the source of this 1062-nucleotide messenger RNA. The record is from the annotation of a GenBank genome assembly. Lineage: Eukaryota; Viridiplantae; Streptophyta; Magnoliopsida; Lamiales; Oleaceae.
AUGGCGUCGGAGGAGAGAAGCGAGAGGACAGUAUCGUCGACGAUUGUAAAUCUGGCGGAGGAAGCUAAGGAUUUUCGCGAAGGCGUUAAAGCUCCCAGCCCCGCUUUCCUUAGCAUAUGUAAAUCUCUAGUCGCCGGUGGCGUCGCCGGUGGAGUGUCGCGGACUGCAGUUGCUCCAUUGGAACGUUUAAAAAUUUUGCUUCAGGUGCAAAAUCCUCACAGUAUAAAAUAUAGUGGAACAGUGCAGGGAUUAAAAUACAUAUGGAGAACAGAGGGUUUCACGGGAUUGUUCAAAGGAAAUGGCACUAAUUGUGCACGCAUAGUCCCAAACUCUGCCGUCAAGUUCUUUAGCUAUGAGGAGGCAUCAAAGGGAAUAUUGUGGUUAUAUCGUAAGCAAACUGGAAAUGAGGAUGCUAAACUCACUCCAGUUCUACGUCUUGGAGCUGGAGCAUGUGCUGGAAUCAUAGCCAUGUCAGCAACUUACCCAAUGGACAUGGUUCGGGGGCGGCUUACUGUUCAGACAGACAAGUCUCCGACACAGUACAGGGGAAUUUUCCAUGCUCUUAAAACUGUUUUUAUUGAGGAGGGUCCUCGUGCUCUGUACAAAGGAUGGCUUCCUUCUGUGAUAGGAGUUAUACCCUACGUAGGUCUCAAUUUUGCAGUAUAUGAAUCUUUGAAAGAUUGGUUGAUCAGAAGCAAACCAUUUAGACUAAAUGAAGACUCUGAGUUGAGUGUUACGACAAAGCUUGCAUGUGGAGCUGCUGCUGGAACUGUUGGCCAGACAGUUGCUUACCCUCUUGAUGUCAUCCGUCGAAGAAUGCAGAUGGUCGGCUGGAAACAUGCUGCAUCUGUUGUCACUGGAGACGGGAAGAGUAAAGCCCCACUUGAAUAUACGGGAAUGAUUGAUGCAUUCCGGAAAACAGUUCGAAACGAGGGAUUUGGAGCCCUGUAUAAGGGCUUAGUCCCCAAUUCAGUCAAGGUGGUCCCAUCUAUAGCAAUUGCAUUUGUGACAUACGAGGUAGUAAAAGACGCUCUUGGAGUCGAAAUGAGGAUAUCUGAUUGA